AGCACCGCGCGACCGCGUCUCUGUCCUGGGGAUGCGGGGAGGGGGAGCACGGAGGGGCCGUUACGGUGGGGCCGUUACCGGAGGGCUCGCAGUAUGGAGCUGCUCCUGGUGAUGCUGCUGGCGAUGCUGGCCGUUCUGCAUUCACAAGUGCCUCUGCACAUCACAGUUCCCCAGAGGGUGCUCUCAAACACAACUGGAGAGACGGACACGCAGUCCUACAUUCUCUCAGUGGAAGGGAGGCUGUACACCAUUCACCUCAAGCAGCAGUUCUUUUUACCUGCCGAUUUCAGCAUUUACACAUACAACAAGACAGGAUCGUUGCGCUCUGAUUCACCCUAUAUCAAGGGCGACUGCUACUACCGUGGCUACAUCGAGGGCAUUCCUGGCUCAGCAGUGACUCUCAGCACAUGCAUGGGGCUCAGGGGCCUUCUGCAGUUCCACAACGCCAGCUAUGGGAUCGAGCCGCUGGGCUCCUCGCCCUCCUUCCAGCACGUGGUUUAUCCCCUGGGCAGUGGGGCUGCAGCUGGGGCUCUGCUCCCACACGACCACCCUGGGGGCAGCAGGGAUGCGCUGGCGGCUGACAGCAGCUCUGACAAAGCACAACCAGCUCUGAAACUUCUGUCAAAGCACCGCAGGGAGGUUUUGCUCCAUGUCAUUCUGGACAAGAAUUUGUACAGGCACCUGGGGGACGACAAAUACAUCAUGACACGGAAGGUGAUUCAGCUCAUCAGCUUCAUCGACAGCAUGUUCAGCGCCCUGAAUGUGACCGUGAGGUUGUCCUCCCUGGACGUCUGGAAGACCAAGAGCAAAUUUCAGACCACAGGGUCUGGAGAAAUGGUGCUGCUGCGCUUCUUGAAUUGGAAGAGGAGAAGAGCAAUCCUGCGGCCCUACGAAGUGCCCUUCCUGCUGAUGUACCGGGACCAGGCUGACUUUGUGGGUGUGACCACUCCAGGGACGCUGUGCCUCUAUGAUGAAUCCGGUGCUGUGGCCGUGCUGCAGCGCGCCGUGACUCUGGAAUCGUUCUCCGUCCUCCUGGCGCAGCUGCUGGGGCGCAGCAUGGGCAUGGGAUUUGAUGAUGGCCGGGGCUGCCACUGCCCCACAUACAGCUGUGUCAUGGAAUCGGCAGCAAUACGCAUCGGUGGGGCAAAGACCUUCAGCAGCUGCAGCGCUGCGGAUCUGGAGCAGUUCCUGUCGCAUAACCGAGAGUGCACCUUCCUCAGGCCCCUGCAGGCGCACCCCGACUCCAAAGUUGCCAUCUGCGGUAAUGGCUUGGUGGAGCAGGAUGAGGAAUGCGACUGUGGCAGUGAUGCGUUCCUAGUGUGCUUGCAGGCGUGUGCCAAAGAUGUGUGCUGCACUACGCAGUGCAAGCUGAAGCCCGGCACAAAGUGUUCCUUGGGACUGUGCUGUGAAAAAUGUCAGUUCAAAGCUGCCAACACUCUGUGCCGUCCCGCCGCCGACGCUCAGUGCGAUCUGCCCGAGUUCUGCAACGGCUCCUCCGCCUUCUGCCCCCCCGACGUCUACGUGCAGGAUGGGCACAGCUGUGAGCACAACACCGGCUACUGCUACCAUGGGCAGUGCCAGUCUGCUGAGCUGCAGUGCCAGCAGUUCUAUGGGAGAGGUGCAAAAAAUGCCCCUUUGGCGUGUUAUGAAGAAAUCAACAGUCAUCAGGAUAGGUUUGGGAACUGCGGUAAUCGGCUGCUGGAUGGGUACCAGCCCUGCUCCUGGCUGAAUCUGGGCUGUGGAAAGCUCAUCUGCACAUACCCAAAUCGAGUUCCCUUCACCAAAUUAAAGGGUGCCAUGAUUUAUGCUCAAGUGCAAGAACAUCUGUGCGUGUCUUUCGAUGUAAUGGAUGCACCCCCUGAGGCAGAUCCUUUCCUGGUUAAGGAUGGCACAAAAUGUGGUCCUGGAAAGGUGUGUAUGAAUGGCACUUGCCACCCACACUCCGUUCUGAACUAUGACUGCAACGUAGAGAAAAAAUGCCAUGGGCACGGGGUGUGCAAUAACAAGAAAAACUGCCACUGUCACCCAGGCUGGAACCCACCCCACUGCAGGAUUCAGGGAUCUGCGCUGGGUGGCAGCAUUGACAGCGGGCAGAGGCUGCGGGAAAUGGAGAGCCAUUCCCCAAAGGUCUCUCCGAAGGAUAUGCUGAAAAACGCGCUGCUGCUGAGCUUCUGCCUCCUGAUCCCCAUCCUCAUCUGCAUCGUCAUCCUGGUCAUGAAGUGGAACCGGCUGAUGCGGCGCUGUGCCAGGAGGGAGAUGGAAGCUGCUGACUCCACCGGCGGGGAAAUCAGCAGCAUCGGGAGCAACGAGAGCAGCGGGAGCAGCCAGAGCAGCCGUGCGGGGAUGGAGCCGGAGCCGGAGCGUGGCUAGCAUUGCGCGAGGGACUCACGCGAGCAAUAAAGACGUUGAAGCAAC
Messenger RNA from Meleagris gallopavo (turkey), 2415 nucleotides. Lineage: Eukaryota; Metazoa; Chordata; Aves; Galliformes; Phasianidae. The record is from RefSeq and is a predicted model, not a curated record.